Messenger RNA from Balaenoptera musculus (blue whale), 3991 nucleotides. It is a transcript of the gene ARRDC2, whose product is annotated as arrestin domain containing 2. The transcript has 7 exons. The record is from RefSeq and is a predicted model, not a curated record. NCBI's taxonomy places the organism in Eukaryota, Metazoa, Chordata, Mammalia, Artiodactyla, Balaenopteridae. The coding region runs from base 1494 to 2861 and encodes 455 amino acids. Gene Ontology annotation, cellular component: cytoplasm; plasma membrane. Gene Ontology annotation, biological process: protein transport.
CAAACCAAACAAAAAACCCAAAAGAGCCUUCCCAUCCCCCCAGGGUCACUCCAUUUCCCACCUCCUCCUGGGCUUAUAGCCUCCUGUCCUCUUUCUAGGCUCUAUUUGGCCCCUUAUUUCAGCCCCAGAGCCCCCUCCUCCGGGUACCCCCCCCCCAGGGUGAUCACUCAGUGGACAGCCUCUACCCCUCUCUUCCGGCCUGCCCUUACCCCUAUCACUGAUUGGUUGUGCCCGUUUAUGGCUGCCGCCCGCUGGGUGUGCCUUGGCCUCAGGGGGUCCCGGUGUGGCCUGAGCCAGGCUCAAAGGGGAUGGCCAAACUAGGGGGUGGGUUCAAGCAGCAGUGCAUCCCUCUGUCACCAGAGGGCGCAGGCGCUCCGCAAAUCGCGAUCAGUCAGCUCCCAACUAGGAAACCGUGCAUGUGGUUCUGCUCCGAGGAGACUGAGGUCCACAGACGGUUUACCGCCCCAAGGGCACACCGCAGCCUUGAAUCCGGGGAUUCCGUGAGCUUCCCCGGUACUCGGCCCUGUCUGUGAGAGGAAGAGUUAGGCCUAGAGGACAAGUAGGAGUUUGCGGAGGCGGGGGAGGGAGGGCAGGUGCUGAAGGUUUGGAAAGGAACGUCGGGGCAAAAGCGCUGAGGCGCAGCCGACUGGCAGUGUCAGGAGCGCGCUGAUGACUCGGGAGAGAGGCUCUGGGAGGGGUCGAGUAGGGGCUACACCGUGAUUCAUGCACAACCCUCUGAGGUCGGGAAUGAUUUUCUUCUGGCUCUACAAACGUGGAGACUCAGGCUCCAAGUGGUUGUCACUAGCCCGGGUCAGCCAGCUGAGCGGGUUUCAAAUCAGAGGAGGGGGCAGUAGGCGCCCGAGUGGAGGGAGGCCCCAUCCACUUCUUCCUCCCUCCCCCAUUGCACAGGGCGCGGGAAACUGAGGCCCGAGGUAGUUAGUUCUAGGCUCUCAGGGCCUCGAUUGGGGCCUGGCUGUUAACACACCCUUCCAGCUCGGGCUGGACGUGCAUCGAGUCACGUCUGCAAGUGGCGGCCGGUUGAUGAUUAAACCGACGGCAGAAUGCUCUUGCUGGGUGACCUCAGGCCCGAGUCCUCCAGGCCUCAGUUCUUCCUCUUGACCCCCGGAGUCUGAGAGAUACUUGCUCUGUCCCGCAGUGCUUUAGUCUCACCCCAGGGUGCACUAGGGUAAAGGGCAGCGGGUCGCGAGCCUGGGCUGUUGUUAUUUUGCUCCACGCGUGGGCGGAGCCACGCCUCUCGGCGCGCCAUUGGCGUAUUCCUCUCCGGGGGCGGGACCUGCGUCUCGCCCCGCCCCUCCCUGCCGUAUAAAUGCGGCGCCGGCGCAGGCAGUGAGGAGUUUCUGGCCUGAUCAGCGAGUGCGCCUGCGCGCGCCUGGUGGGUUCGCGUUCGCAGGCUGCAGCGUCCGCACCUCGCGCCUCCGCGUCGCGGGUUCGAAGCCAGGGACAGCGCGCCGCGAGUUCGUAUCCCAGCCGCGAUGCUGUUCGACAAGGUGAAGGCGUUGGUGGUGCAACUGGAUGGUGCGAACGCGGGCGCCGAGCCCGUGUUCAGCGGCGGCCAGGCGGUGGCCGGCCGGGUGCUGCUGGAGCUGGCGGGCCCGGCGCGCGUGGGCGCCCUGAAGCUGCGCGCGCGGGGUCGCGCCCACGUACACUGGACCGAGUCGCGCAGCGCGGGCUCGAGCACCGCGUACACGCAGAGCUACAGCGAGCGCGUAGAGGUUGUGAGCCACCGUGCCACACUACUCGCGCCAGACACCGGAGAGAUGACAACGCUGCCUCCUGGACGCCAUGAGUUCCCAUUCAGCUUCCAGCUGCCACCGACGCUAGUGACUUCAUUUGAAGGCAAACAUGGCAGCGUCCGAUACUGCAUCAAAGCCACCCUGCACCGGCCCUGGGUCCCUGCCCGCCGGGCAAGGAAGGUGUUUACUGUUAUCGAGCCUGUGGACAUCAACACACCGGCUCUGCUGGCCCCUCAAGCGGGAGCUCGGGAGAAGAUCGCCCGAUCCUGGUACAGUAACCGUGGCCUUGUCUCCCUCUCAGCCAAGAUCGACCGCAAGGGCUAUACACCAGGUGAGGUGAUCCCCGUCUUCGCCGAGAUCGACAACGGCUCCACGCGCCCAGUGCUGCCACGGGCGGCCGUGGUCCAGACACAGACCUUCAUGGCGCGAGGUGCCCGCAAACAGAAACGAGCAGUGGUGGCUAGUCUCUCAGGGGAGCCUGUGGGCCCCGGGCGGCGGGCACUGUGGCAGGGCCGGGCGCUGCGGAUCCCUCCUGUGGGUCCUUCUAUUCUGCACUGCCGCGUGCUACACGUGGACUACACCCUCAAGGUAGAGUAUCCUCGGGGGCUGGGGUGGCUGCGUCUGCUCUGUCCUCCAGGCUGGGGGUCCCCCCGCCCCCCAUCAAGGCCUCCUGUAGAAGGAGGGUGUGGCCGAGGCUGCCUGGGCACCCUCUGUCAUGGCUCCUUCCUCCAGGUCUGCGUGGACAUCCCGGGCUCAUCCAAGCUGCUCUUGGAGCUGCCGCUGGUCAUCGGCACCAUCCCUCUGCAUCCUUUCGGCAGCCGCUCGUCCAGCGUGGGCAGCCAUGCCAGCUUCCUGCUGGACUGGGGACUGGGGGUCCUGCCAGAGCGACCUGAAGCACCUCCCGAGUACUCAGAUGUGGUGGCCGACGAGGAGGUGGCAGCCAUGGAGCAGAGCCCCUUCCGACUACUGCAGGACCCUGACGUGGGUGUUGAAGGCCCCUUCUUUGCCUACAUCCAGGAGUUCCGCUACCGCCCGCCACCCCUGUACUCCGAGGAGGAUCCAAACCCACCCUCAGAGGCCAUGAGGCCCCGCUGCAUGACCUGCUGAGUGGCAAGUGGAAACUUCAAGGGAUGAGGCUGUACACGUGCUUCCAGCCAGCGUGGACAUGAGCGAGGAGUGGCUGGAUCGAGAGCAGACCAGCCUGACUGCGCUGAAGUUGGGGAAACCGAGUCUCAGAACGGGGCAGGGCCAUUCCAACAUCACACAGAGCAGAGGAAGAGACUCCCAGUCUGGAGUCUGACAUAUCUGGACUGGUUCUCAUAAGGUAUCAAAUGCCCACCAUAAGAUCCGAGAGACUGUUCAACCUGUCUGUGCCAGCCUGUGGUCCCCCAGAAGCCUCCAGUCUGGGAGAGACAGAGCCAGACAUAAAUACUUCCAGGCCCAUAGGACCAGAGGAAGGGACCAAGAGCUGGGAGAGUCCAAAGGGGGAGCAGGAAGGCUUCCUGGAGGAAAGGGCAUUUUAGCUGAGGCUUUGGUGCAUGAAUAAGAGCUCGGAGGGCAGGCAAGCAAGCGGAAGGAAAAGUCGAAGAAGGUCAGAGCUGAGUGAUGUUUGGAGACUGCCCCCUUCAUCUUAGAACUGGGGCUCAGAGAGCAAGUGCCUCAGUCGAGGCCACACUGCAAGGUCCGGCAGGCGAGAGGGCCCAGGAAUGAGGCAUUCAGGGAAGCAGGUCAUCAGAGCUGUGUGGGGCAACAGGGCAACAGGGGCAGCGACUCCAGCCUUUGAAACCUUUGAAAGCCAGAGAUUCCUGGCCCAGGCUAGGCUGCCUGGGGGCCCCUCCACACACUCCAGGACGUGAGAGCUGCCUGGGUAUUGUAUGGCCCGAGAAACCCAGGUUCAGAGUGGGACAGACAAGACCGGCUCCAUCACUUGCAAAAUGAAGAUGUGGGGCCCCUUGUUCAAGAAUUCAGAAUUUCAAGAUGGUGACAGCAGAACAUUAAACCAGGCUGUGGGGACAGAGGUCAGCCUGGGGUGACACAGCAGGGCCAGUGUGCUUCUUCUGGGCACCCCCUGUGUCCUGGAGGGACAAAACAUAAUGGGGCAGCUGGACAAGCCCCCAAGUGCAGAGUCCCAGCCCGGGCUGAGGCAGGACCCUCACCUGGGACUCUACAUUUCCGUUAAGCCUUAAAUUGUCCUCUUUUGUACAGUUAUUUUUUAAAAAUAAAAGCACGGAGGAAGA